This is a messenger RNA of Hypoxylon trugodes, 1221 nucleotides long. RefSeq lists its product as uncharacterized. Gene Ontology annotation, cellular component: SAM complex. The record is from RefSeq and is a predicted model, not a curated record. The transcript is spliced from 2 exons. Lineage: Eukaryota; Fungi; Ascomycota; Sordariomycetes; Xylariales; Hypoxylaceae. Bases 274 to 1215 code for a protein of 313 amino acids. Gene Ontology annotation, biological process: mitochondrion organization.
AUCUUAGUAGAUUUGAUCUUAUCGACUAUAUCGAUAAGAUAUGAGGUUUCCUGUUGGGUCUUAACUUUUACCUUAGGUAAGCUAGGUAGCCUCCGUAGAACUUUCAACUUUUUGGAGCUCUACACUUGGGAGUUCUCAAUUGCGAAAAGAGACGCAAGUCUAGGGGAGAUCAAUAAAUGUACCAGGUCGGACUUAAUCAGACGGAGAUUCCGUAUAUCUAAAUCGGCGAUCUCGACAUAACAAUUACUCCGAGUCGACACCGAAAUUCCUGUCAUGUCGUCAGAGACGUCUAAUACUGCGCCAAGUACUCGCCCGCCCUUCACGUCAGGGUGGUUGGCUAUACCGUCUCCUUUAGCCCGACUAUUCAAGAAAUUCCCGCUCCUCACAUACCCUCCUAAUGAACUUCCCACUCGAUCGGCUAGUACUAGAGAUGUCGCAACUCUAUACGUAUUCAUAUCAGACCAAUAUGCUUUGAAAGGUCUACCAAGCUUCAACCCGUCUUGUCUGAAAUGGCAAACCUUUCUCAAGCUAGCCGGAGUCGAGUUCCAAGUAGCGCCUUCGAAUAACCAUGCCUCUCCUACCGGCGCCCUACCGUUUCUGAUUCCCCCAUCGAAUACCAGCAAUCCCUCUGCGCAUAUCCCUAUACCUUCCAACAAACUUGAAAAAUAUGCAGCCGAGAAGGGUACAUCUGAAAUACCCGAUGUAUCCAACCUAAAACUCGAAGCCUACGAGUCGCUCCUUGAUUAUCGGAUACGAAACGCCUGGCUCUAUUCAUUAUAUCUAUCCCGCCCCAAUUCCGCUCUUCUUUCGCAGCUUUAUGUCGAGCCUAUUUCUACUUCACAACCCAUAAGGGCGACAAUUCUGUACCAAUUGCGCCACGCGGCGGAAGCCGAAAUAUUAAAGUCCACCGGUACACAUGUAGUAAACUCGAGGGCAUUAUAUCGAGGAGCAAGAGAAGCUUUUGAGGCAUUAUCGACGGUGCUAGGCGAGGAGGAAUGGUUCUUUGGAGUGCCAGAACCGACAUUAUUCGAUGCGGCGGUAUUCGCAUAUACCUACCUUUUACUCGAUGACAGAUUUACUUGGGAAGAUCCUCGAUUAAGGGAGAUCGUGAAGGAAUUCCCAAUAUUGAUCGAACAUCGCAACAGGAUAUUGCACAGAUGUUGGGGUAUACAAAAGGCCAAGAAACACAGCAAUUUACAAAGGCCUAUGGCUUGAACUAUA